Molecule: messenger RNA, 3369 nt
Organism: Recurvomyces mirabilis
Lineage: Eukaryota; Fungi; Ascomycota; Dothideomycetes; Mycosphaerellales; Teratosphaeriaceae
Exons: 2
Coding region: 1-3369 (1122 amino acids)
Biological process (GO): regulation of DNA-templated transcription; DNA-templated transcription
Molecular function (GO): DNA binding; DNA-binding transcription factor activity, RNA polymerase II-specific; zinc ion binding
Source: RefSeq, a predicted model, not a curated record
AUGAAUCCCUCGCGACAACCUCCAGAGUCCACGAGCCGCGGCGGACCUCCCAACGUCAGCGGAUCGGCAACGAAUAUGCACGCGGAGCUCAUGGGCGCCGGCUUCGCAUAUGCGCCUCCCCCAACCAACGGGCCCAAAUUUGCCGAGAUGCCGGCGCAAGGCUCGCAUUGGUUUCCCGGUGGAGAUGCCGACUACGGCUUUGAUGACGAGAACGGGGAGGGCGGCGAUGCUGCGGGAGAUGGCGACGAAGCCGAGGGUAGAGAUGCCAAGAGGCGGCGGAUAGCCCGAGCCUGCGACAUGUGCCGCAAGAAGAAGAUCAAGUGCGAUGGCAAGAUGCCGAAAUGCUCGCACUGUGAGAACUACAAGACCGAGUGCAUCUUCACGCAGGUGGAGAAGAAGCGAGCCCCGCCGAAAGGGGCCAAGUAUAUCGAGGGACUGGAGAAUAGGCUGGGUCGGAUGGAGAACUUGCUGCGGUUGAGCGGACUGCUAGCGGAGGAUGACGGUGGCAGGACUGAUCUGGGUACGCUGGAGAAGCGAUUGGCGGAGCGGCAGGGCAGUACGAGUCAGGAUAGUAGUCCUGCGGUGGCGAGUGGGAGUCCUUUGGCACCGGCCACGGCGGGAGCGGCACCACCACAGCGACAAGCUGAUCUCAGUCGUGCUUCGGCUAAUGGAACGCCACGCUCAAACAACCGCACGCCUGCCUCAGCACAUACCGCACCACCUCCACCACCUCCGAAAACAACAUCGCCGGCGUCCGCCACAGCAGCUGCGCCACCACCACCAUCCGCGACAAAAACUAUCCCGGACAACCCGUUCAAGCAGCCAGAAAAGACCGUCGACAUGCUAGCCGACCAAAUGUGUAGCCUCAUCACAAACAACUGCGGCGAGACACGCUACAUUGGCUCCUCAUCCGGCUUCUCCAUCUUCUCCCCAAAAGGCAUCCAAUGGGUCAAUGAGAAGACUGGCGAUAACAGUUUUCAAUCUAUGAUCGCCACCGCCACAAAAGACGAAGUGCAAACUGGAGGUGGGUGGGAACACUGGAAGCCGGAAGUCUUUAACGAUUUGUUCGAGCGAAAGAUCUUCAAACCACUUCCGCCCAGACGAGAGGCGGAGGCGUUGUUGAAAGAUUACUUUGAGCACUUCAACCAGAUGUUCCCGCUUUUCCACGAACCGACCUUCAUGCAUUUGGUGGACAAACACUACUCUCUGGAACCUUACGAAGGAUCUGGAUGGUGGGCUUCCCUCAACGUCGCUCUCGCAAUAGCCCACCGCCUCCGCGUCAUGUCCAAUGUUGUCGGGCAAGAAGAAGACGAUCAUGCUUGGGGCUACCUCAAGAACGCCAUGGCUGUUAUGACGGAGCUGACAAUGCGGAAUACCGACCUCCUAUCCGUACAAGCACUUCUGGGAAUGGCAUUGUUCUUGCAAGGCACUCCGAAUCCACAGCCCACUUUCUUCUUGGUCGCAGCGGCGAUACGGUUGGCACACAGCAUUGGCCUCCAUAAGCGAGGUAGCGGCUUCAAUCUCAACGAAGUAGAAAACGAACAACGCAAACGCGUCUUCUGGAUUGCCUAUCUGCUGGACAAGGACCUGUGUCUGAGGAGCGGAAGGCCACCGAGUCAGGACGACGAUGACAUGAAUGUCGAGUUACCGUCUGAGGACCCACCGGAUAAUGUCGGCACAGUUCCCCUUACCAAAACCGAUGGUGGCGGAGAAGACCGCAAAACGAUGAACCUCUUUCGCUUGAUGUGCACCUUCGCCCAGAUCCAGUCCCGUGUCUACAAACACCUCUACAGCGUCAAAGCCUCUCGCCAGUCCGACGGCGAACUCCUAAACACCAUCGGCCUUCUGGACUCUGAGCUCGAGAACUGGAAGGAAAGCAUCCCGGUAGACUUUCGGCCCGAACAUGCUAUCAAUGCCGCCCACACUCCACUGAUAUUACACGUCGUCUGCUUGCAUUUCGCUUACUACAAUUGUCUAACCACCAUCCAUCGGAUGAGCGUGCAUCAUGGGUACUGGACGAGCCGAUUGAGUGAUUAUGCAAUUCAAGGACUGAAUGCCCGGCCCUUAAAUCCAAGGGUCUUCAUGUCCGCGGCGUUGUGUGUGAAUGCGGCGAGAACGAGUAUCGGGUUGAUCCGGUACAUUCCUCAGGGCGAUUAUGCUUGUGUUUGGCUCAUUCUCUACUAUCCCGUCUCAGCACUUGUCACGCUCUUCGCAAACAUCCUCCAAAACCCUCAAGAUGCUCGGGCCCGCAGCGACCUCAAACUCAUGUCCUCCGUCGUCUCCUUCCUCACAAUGCUGGAACGGGAUGUCAACGAAGCGAAUGGGAACGUAAGACGCAUGCUUAGUGUGUGUGCGGAAUUCGAACGUAUUGCUCGUGUUGUCCUGGACAAGGCGGAGCGGGAUCUUCGUAGCGGAAGAGGCAAACGCAAGAUGGGUGCUGCUGUCGGCGCGUCGACUCCAGGAGGCUCACAGACUAACGGCGUGUCUGGUGGAGCUGAGCAGAGUGGUGGAGCGGAAAGAAGGAUGCCGACCGAGCGAGAAAAGGCUCGGAUACUGCGCGAUCGAGGCGAGCAAGAGAAGGUUGUUGAUGAGGGGUUGUCACAAGGUUUAACGUUGGAACAGAUGCAAGUCGAGACGCAGGCGGGGUAUAGACGGCCGAUACAGACGCCCAGUCUCCGGGCGAGUGUAGCUGGAUCUGCGGGAGCCAGUCCAGCGAGCUGGGGUGGAAGUCAGCCUGGUGGUAUCGGGGCGGAGUACAGGAGUCCGAGGUCCGCUACUGAUUCAUAUGGCCCUCAGCAGCAGCAGCAGCAUUCACAACAGCAAGGCGGUGCAGGUGCUGGCUUGCCGAGCAUGAUGGGUAAUGGAUCGCGACAAUGGGAUGGCGGACCCCUGCCUCCUUUCCUCAUGAACAUGAGCAAUGGAGAUCAGCUGAAUUACGGCGGCGGCCCACCGCGCUCGCCUUUACCUGGCCCAGCUAACUUCUCCCAACCCCAAGGCCAGUUGACAGACGGUUACGGUAAUCCUUCGGUUACUGGUUUGACACCGCCAGGCAAUAACGGUGGUGGUGUAGGCUUGACGGACCCAUUGCUGGGGGAUAUGGGCGCAAUGACUUCCGGGCCCUUCGACAUACCGAAUGGCAACGGGAUGGGCGGCGGAGCUGGUGGUGGUGGUGGUGGUGGUGGCAUGCCUGGUUCAUUUCAGCAGCCUUUUGUGCCGCAGGACUUGUGGCAGAUGCCAAUGACCCUUGAGUGGGAUUGGGCUGAGGGGUUGGGGCUGGGGAGUUUCACUCCAGGACCGAUGUUCGAUAAUGGUGGAUACAUGGGGCCGGGGAUGGGUGGGGAGGAGGAUGGUAAUGGGAGGCGACAGUAG